ACCUUACAAUUAUAAUACCCGCUAAUCCCCUAUAACGGGGCGAGGUGUAUAAACGGGCUAUUUACAAUACUAAGUAGGUAUAUAUUUAAACGUUAAAAACUGGCGCUACUUAAAUAUAACCCCUAUUAGCACACCGAAAACAGUUUAAGAUCUCAGUAGUGUGUACAGGAGCGUUAUACCUCGGUAGAGGGUGAUAUCGUAUGGACUUAGGGGAAAGUGGGUAGAACUGGUCGUAGUACAGUGAGGCGGAAGACUAUGUAACCUUAUAUUGAACAGGACAUUGUGUAACAACUGAAAGGUGAAAAAUAUCGCGAAACCAACAUGGUGUACGUGACUGUGAGAUAUGGAGACUGCGAGGAAGAAAUCUUCAAUCCUUUCUGCCGGGCCCGAAAUCUCUUACGGAGUAUCAAACAGAAAUGUCGGUGUAGAAAUGACUGUGAUAUUGAACUUUGUGAUGAAUCGGGUAACAUCAAAUUUCUCCGAGACGUUCCGAACAGAUAUGCUAAUGAGAUACUGACGGAGAGGGAGACAUUAGUCCUCCUGCGAGUAGAUAAAACAAGCGGGACGCCCGACACAUAUGUACCGUUACUAAAUGACGAAGAGUCCAUCAACGAUGAUUUUACGGCCAGGCUAGCUGGAAGAGGCAUGUUCGACAGUCGACCCGGAAGUAGAAGAGUCAGAUCAAAUACGCGGAGACAGAAAACGGACAAAAAUGGCGACAGAGAUCGCUCUAAAGAAAAACAGAAGUCGGCUCGUCCUGAGAAAAGAUCAAAGUCGAGACAAGGAAAAUAGACAUUCAAGGAAAACUGUUCACUGAGUGGCAACCACCGAUGAUGAACAAUAGUUGCUUCUCAUAUCAUCUUUGUGACAUUGGCAAUUCACUGCCUUUUAUUUUUUUUAUUUAUUAUUCUUCUUUUAUUUAAUUUACAUUCAGGGAAUCAUUUUACGAUGUACAGUCAUGAUUGGGUGUUCUUUUCAAUAAAGUAGUUAAUAUAAUCA
Pecten maximus is the source of this 999-nucleotide messenger RNA. RefSeq lists its product as uncharacterized. The transcript has 5 exons. Lineage: Eukaryota; Metazoa; Mollusca; Bivalvia; Pectinida; Pectinidae. The coding region runs from base 322 to 792 and encodes 156 amino acids. The record is from RefSeq and is a predicted model, not a curated record.